CGACGUCGUCGAUUGAGUCGAUAUCGUUUCCUUCGUAGCACUUCGUUCGUUGUUUUACAUUGUUUUUUUACGAAGCGCCUUGAUGUGAUUAUUGAAAUAAUCUGUUUAUCUUAUCCAUAAUGUAAUUUUGAUUGUAAAAUAAGCGUGUUGAUAUUAUCAGAUUCUAUCAUAACCAACUGUCAAUUCAACAAAGCGUAACAGUGAGCGGAGAAAAUUUAUUGUGAUUUAAUUCAAGUAUUUCUUUCGGUAUUUCAACGUUUCCGAAUGUGAUUUGGUGCUCGAAAUGGAGGAUUAUAAGUUUCUAUUUAAGGUGGUUUUAGUAGGUAACGCUGGGGUGGGUAAAACUUGCCUCGUCAGAAGGUUUACGCAAGGGCUCUUCCCUCCAGGCCAGGGUGCGACAAUAGGCGUAGAUUUCAUGAUCAAAACUGUAGAAGUAGACGGCGAGAAAGUGAAGCUACAAAUAUGGGACACUGCUGGCCAAGAAAGGUUCAGAUCAAUAACACAGAGUUACUACAGAUCAGCCCACGCGUUGAUAUUGGUGUACGACAUAUCUUGCCAGCCGACGUUCGAUUGCCUGCCUGAUUGGCUCAGGGAAAUAGAAGAAUAUGCCAAUAAUAAGGUGCUAAGGAUAUUGGUUGGUAACAAAACAGACAGAGAAGACAGGGAGAUUCCUAGGCAUAUCGGCGAGGAUUUCGCUCAGCGCCACGGCAUGUACUUCCUGGAGACAUCAGCCAAAGAGGCGGAGAAUGUUGAGCGGCUGUUCAUGGAGAUAGCCGUUGAACUUAUGGAGCAAGCGAAAUGCAAGGAGCUGCCGAAAUACGACGGUAGUUUAGGACCGAUCAACGGAAAGACGACAUCUGUCGGCGACAGUUCAUGUUGUUUACGCUAAUAACGAAUUUAUUAAUUGGCCAGUUUAACUUGAUCUGUUGAACUUAUCGAAACCUAGCAGAUUCGCGGUUCAAGUUAAAGUGGUUAUAUCUAUUACACGUCCAGUUUAACUUGACCCUUGAUUCGUAACGAAAUUGUAAGAUGCACGGGUCAAGUUAAACUGGCUAUGUUUAUUUUGCGCGUUAAGCUUGACUUGACCUGUGAGUUGUAUUGAAAUGUUUUACAUUCGCGUGUCAAGUUAUACUGGAUGUAGUUUAUCUCAUUGAUAUUAAUGUUAUACCGAUAUGGAGGCACCAUUGAAAAGUGCGAGCUUUAUGUACAGUUUAUUUAUACAUAGUUAAGCAUAAAAUAUUAUAACAAAUUUUAUUUAUUUCUAUCGGAUAUGUUUUGUCCGAAUUAUGACUUACUUAGAAAAUUCUUAUGAGACAAUUCUUGAACCAGUAAAUAAAGUAUAUGUGAAAAGAACUCUGGUCUCUAAAUCCACUAUGUAUGUAUAAUUAUGGAUUUAAAUUGCAGUAAUUAUUACUUUAAUACCGAGCUCGCAUGAAGAGAGUUACGGAUGUGGAUGAAGCGAAAGAAGUAUGCAGAGAUCGUGGCAAGUGGAAAGAUGUAGUCUCUGGUCACCCCUCCGGGAAAAAGCGCGUGAUUUUAUGUAUGUAUGUAUGUGCAGAAAUAUUAUGAGACUAUAUUUUGGGUAUCGUUACCAAGUCGAGGUGAGGUUGUAUCGAUAUUAUUAAAUUUGUAUGGAAAUUCUAAUUAGAUACAUUUAACGCCUGCUUCUCAAGGCUAUAAGUUAAUACAUUCUAUAAACCUUACAGAUAUCACUUUCUUCUGCGCUUAUCGUUUCAUAUUCGUAGGUCACGUUCAGUUGGCUUGAUAAUAGAAUUGAUAUUGUAUUGACACAAAUGACGGAUACUGACAGAUUGCCAAGCCUUUCCUCUCCUCGAU
Amyelois transitella is the source of this 1836-nucleotide messenger RNA. RefSeq names its product ras-related protein Rab-30 (gene Rab30). Gene Ontology annotation, molecular function: GTP binding; GTPase activity. Bases 284 to 889 code for a protein of 201 amino acids. NCBI's taxonomy places the organism in Eukaryota, Metazoa, Arthropoda, Insecta, Lepidoptera, Pyralidae. The record is from RefSeq and is a predicted model, not a curated record. Gene Ontology annotation, cellular component: trans-Golgi network. The transcript is spliced from 4 exons.